Molecule: messenger RNA, 2049 nt
Organism: Penicillium odoratum
Lineage: Eukaryota; Fungi; Ascomycota; Eurotiomycetes; Eurotiales; Aspergillaceae
Product: nucleotide pyrophosphatase/phosphodiesterase family protein
Exons: 3
Coding region: 1-2049 (682 amino acids)
Biological process (GO): nucleoside triphosphate metabolic process
Molecular function (GO): ribonucleoside triphosphate phosphatase activity; nucleoside triphosphate diphosphatase activity
Source: RefSeq, a predicted model, not a curated record
AUGUUGCGCCCAGAAAGCCCUGAACUUCUAUCUCCAGCAAACUAUGACGGCGAUGCAGCCUCAUUACGAUCACCCUCCGAGCAAGACUCCGACUCCGAAGAUGAUGAGUUCCUUCGUCACCCCCGCAGCACCCUAGAGCUCGCCAAACACGAUCGAGGCGUUCUCGAAGAUGAAGAUGAGUUGGAAAAAUUGCUGACCAGACGUGGUCCGACUCAUGGGUUGCGCAGGAUGUUCAGCCCCAACGGAAGCAGUGUGCGGAUUGGAAAGAAGGAACGGCGACGAGCGCGGAAGGAAGCCCGAUUGUCGCGUCGAGAGAGGGUCAGCGAGGAAGGAGAGUUGAUGUAUGAGAUGGAAGAAGGGCUUGGCGAUGAUGAAUCCUUGAUGAGCGGUUCUUCAAUAGAUUUGGAUGAAGACGACUACAUCUAUGAACCGCCAUCCAGACUAUCAUGGCGUAAAUAUUUAUUCAUAUUCGCUCUCAUUGUCGUCCUUUUCCUUAUCCUCGUUCUCGGCGCAUACAAAGCCUCCACCGGAUUCCGAGCUGCACAAGUCCUCUCAAAACCCCUCCUGUCUAAUGGCACAGCACUAUUCGCCCCGACAACCAUUCUUAUCUCCCUCGACGGAUUUCGGGCAGAUUUCCUUGACCGCGGUCUGACACCAGCGCUUAGUUCACUGGUCGCGGACGGCGUCUCGCCUCAAUACAUGAAUCCCAGCUUCCCCAGCGUGACCUUCCCAAACCAUUUUACACUUGUCACAGGAUUAUAUCCCGAGAGCCAUGGGAUUGUGGGGAAUACAUUUUGGGAUCCAGACCUGGAGGAAGAAUUCUACUACACGCAUCCGUCAGUCAGUAUGCUGCCAAAAUGGUGGAAUGCUGAGCCGUUAUGGGUGACGGCAGAGAAACAGGGCGUCAAGAGUGGUAUUCACAUGUGGCCAGGGUCAGAGGCUCAUGUUGGAACCCCGGAGCCAACUUAUUUGGAUAAGUAUAACGGAACUGAGGCUUUGUCCCGCAAGGUCAACCGUGUCUUGGAGCUUCUUGAUCUGCCCGGUGCAGAGGACGAAUCGCAAUUGUUGCCAACGCGACCCCAGUUCAUUGCAGCUUACGUGCCGGAUGUUGACCGAGACGGUCACAACUAUGGACCCAACAGCACUGAAAUUCGAACCACUAUCUCACACGCCGACGAGAUGGUGGGAGGUAUUGUUGCUGGUCUCAAAAGCCGCAAUCUCACGGACGUGGUCAACAUUGUGGUUGUUUCAGACCACGGCAUGGCUACAACCUCCACCGAACGCCUCAUUCAGCUGGAGGAUAUCAUUGACCUUGAUCUGGUGGCUCACCUGGAUGGAUGGCCAUCCCGCGGCAUUCGGCCCAAGCGACCGGAAGAUCUAGCAACGCUGCAAGCUCAGCUUGAGAAGGUGGCGCCCGAUUAUGCGCACGCUUUUGAGUUCUAUACCCGAGAAAACAUGCCUGAGCGCUACCAUUUCAAAUACAACGAUCGCAUUGCCCCGCUGUGGGUUAUUCCAAAGGCUGGGUGGGCUAUUGUGGAACGCCCUGAAUUUGAUGCGGUUGAAGCGCUGAAAACAGGACAAGUUUAUCACCCAAUGGGUAUCCAUGGCUAUGACCAUGAACACCCGCUGAUGCGGGCGAUUUUCAUCGCGCGGGGUCCAGCGUUUCCCCAUACUCCCAACAGCCGCCUGGAUGCAUUCCAAAACAUUGAGGUAUACAAUAUUGUUUGUGAUUCCCUGGGCAUUGACCCACAUCCGAAUAACGGGACACUUCGACUUCCCCUUCACCCAGUCGGGCUUCAUUCGGACAAGGACGUGCCGCCUAUGGAACGCCCAUCAGAUCCACCCGAGCCAGCCUCAACUGUUAUUGUUUCACCAGAGCCAACGAGUCCCGCAUCAGAUGCCCCAACUGAGGAACCGCCUACAUCAGACCCCAACAGCCACGACAAAACUUCAUGGUGGGGCUCCCUGGUGGACAAAUUGGAAGAAUGGAAGGAGUGGGCGGGGGAAUUGGUCUCGGCUGAGCAGGCCAACCACCCGCAAGGCGCAUAG